AUGGCGCGAAAGCAUAAAAUAGUAGCGGUCGUAUUGUUGCUUAUAGCGCUAGUGAUAGGGACGUGCAUUGCAAUAAUAAGCUCUGCAAAGCUGGACAACAAGGAAAUGCAUGCUGACGAGAGUUCAUCUGUGUAUGAGUCAGAUCUACAUGAUUGCAGAUAUAAUUUGAUACAUAAUACAAAAAUAGAUAAUGAAAAUGCAAAUGCAAAACCAUUCAAUCUGUACAGAAACAUUGAGGAAGAAUACAGCAUAGAAGCGAGAGAAAAUCCAGAAUGCAGGGAGAGCCAUCAAGAGAUACCUGAUAAAUAUCCUGAUUGUCAAUCAGAGAAUCAUACAUCCGAGAUGGCUUGGGAGGAUCAAUUAAUAUCAAGAAGGAAUCGACUGAUUUCAUUUAAUACAAGCAAAGGCACGUACGGAGAAUUUCUAUUCGUAAAGCUGCGAAGUGUUAUCAAAUCGAUUAUUAAUGCUAAACCAUCAGAAGAAAGAUGCAAAAUGCAUGGUAUUAGUUAUGAGCAAGGCACUCUUAUUUGUCAUUAUCUAAAGCAUUUACAGUUAUUUGUGCAGAAACCUAUGAUUGCAUACGAUGAUGCAUUGAAUCCAAUAGGAGUCUACGAUAUAUAUGCCACUGCGAUAGAUUGCUUUACAGGACAUAAACUUACACAAUAUCACAAAAAAAACAAAUUAAGCAAUUCAGAAUAUUCAUAUUUUGCAUACUUGCAAUCUUUUGUAGAUGAAAGAUUUGAUCGGAUCCUUGGAGCAUAUACAAAGAGUCCAAAUACAGAUAUAAGUCUUCGUAGCCAUAUUGUCUACGUAUUGCUUGAUUACAUAUGCAAUUUCUAUACAAAUGCAAAGAAAACACUCAAUCUUCUUCAGGCAAAGAUAGAUAUCGAGAAAAGAUAUGCAAAAGGAGAAGUCCCAAAUGGAUUCGAACAAUCAAGAAACUAUUUAUAUGAAGAUAUUUUCGAUACUGUCAGGCCAAUCCAUUUUGUCAAUAACAAUGCAGAGAUAGUAAAGCCAAGCCUGCUUUCUUGA
Messenger RNA from Ordospora colligata OC4, 1032 nucleotides. RefSeq lists its product as uncharacterized. The transcript has a single exon. The record is from RefSeq and is a predicted model, not a curated record. The coding region runs from base 1 to 1032 and encodes 343 amino acids. Lineage: Eukaryota; Fungi; Microsporidia; Ordosporidae.